Balearica regulorum gibbericeps (East African grey crowned-crane) is the source of this 568-nucleotide messenger RNA. Lineage: Eukaryota; Metazoa; Chordata; Aves; Gruiformes; Gruidae. The record is from RefSeq and is a predicted model, not a curated record.
CUCGGCAACCUUGCCCAUCACCCUGAAGUGUCUCCUGGAAAACAACGGAAUAGACAGACGCGUGGCACGAUUCGUCCUCCCCGUCGGCGCCACCAUCAACAUGGAUGGCACGGCACUGUACGAAGCGGUCGCUGCUAUUUUUAUUGCCCAGGUCAAUGAGUAUGACUUGGAUUUGGGACAAAUUAUAACGAUAAGCAUAACAGCAACAGCAGCGAGCAUAGGGGCUGCCGGGAUCCCCCAGUCCGGACUCGUUACGAUGGUCAUCGUGCUGACUUCUGUUGGGCUGCCGACCGACGACAUCACACUCAUCAUCGCCAUCGACUGGGCUCUGGACCGAUUUCGAACUAUGACCAACGUCCUUGGCGAUGCUCUGGCUGCUGGCAUCAUAGCACAUGUCUGUGAGAAAGACUUUGCCCCAAAGCCCCCCACGCAAGAUCCAGUAAGCAACACGGACAAACUUCCUUCUGUGGAGACCUCACAUCUGCAUCCCAAAGAUAACGUGAUUGAAAUGAUUGAAGAAACUUUGUUCGAUCAGACAGGAGUUCAUUAUAACAUCUGUCAGGUGUAG